AUGGAGCCCAAUGCCUCCCCCCAUCGGGGUGCUGUACCGGCCCCGCACCAUCGUGCCGACUCCGGCGGGACCUCCCGGGGCCAGGGCUCUGCCCUCGAGGCUGCCGGCGCCAGGGCCCGCCGCUCCCAGGCGGCCUCGGGAGCUGGACAGAGAAACCUGGGGCCGGUGGAUGAUGCUCCCGGGCGUCUCGGGGACGGCACGGGCCUGGCGGCCGGAGCGAGAGGCCUCGGAGCUGCCCUGGAGCCUGGGGCGCCCCCUGUUGUCCCGCGGGUCCUGUCCCGGCCCCCGGUUGUCCUCCCGGGUGUCUCAGCGCCGCGGUCCCACAGGCCCCGGGACCCGCUCUUCGGCGGCACGGCGUGGGACGAGGAGGAGGAGGAGGAGGAGGAGGACGGCCCGUCCCUGGCACAGCCCCCCCAGGACUUCGCCUUCGGUUUCAGCCCUGGCGGAUCCCGCGGUGCCUUCGAGGAGCUGUUCCGGGACGUGGGCGAGCUCCUGGGCGUCUUCGGGGGGGCCUGGGCUGGGCCCCCGCAGCCCUUCGAGCCCCCUCUGCCCGGCCCCAGCGAGGGCAGCACGGGGCGGCAGCUGCGGGACUCCAUGCUGAAGCACCCAGACGGUCCUGCUCCCGGUGCAUCCCCAGGAGUUUCUGAGCACGCCAGUGAGCCAGCCCGGCCCUGGAGACCCUUCCUGGGGGUGGAAGAUGCUCACUUGGCUCCUCCCAGCCUCAAGGAAGACCAAGACCUGGACUCCCAGGUCUCCUCCACAGGGUUGGGGACCAUCCUGAGACCCAACGAGCCCACGUCCCACUCUUACUUCCAGAGUGUCUCCGUCACCAAAGUGACUCUCCCCAACGGGGUGGUGGAGGAGCGCCGGACCGUGCAGGACAGCCAGGGCCGCCAGGAGACAACGGUGACCCGCCGGAGGGGGGACCAGGCCUUCAUCACCACCACCAAGGAGGACGGACAGAGCAAGGACUACCGGGAGGAGGUGGUCAACAUGGAUGACCGGGAGCUGGCACAGUUCGUGGACACGUGGCCACGGCAAGACGAGCUCCACGCUCCCAACCUGAGCGACCCUUCGUCCGUGCUGGGCAGCUUCUUCCGACGCUGGUUCUCAAGCUGGUAGCUGUGCCCCCCCAGGCUGAGCACCCUAUGCAUCAGAUCCUGCUGGGGGCUGGCACCAGGGCUGGGGGCUGCCUGUCUUCUGGGAUGCUGUGGAUCUUCAGGGACCCCUGUGGGGGCUGAGUGUGUGUGUGCGUG
Messenger RNA from Haliaeetus leucocephalus (bald eagle), 1256 nucleotides. It is a transcript of the gene HAX1, whose product is annotated as HCLS1 associated protein X-1. The coding region runs from base 1 to 1122 and encodes 373 amino acids. Gene Ontology annotation, biological process: negative regulation of apoptotic process; regulation of actin filament polymerization. Gene Ontology annotation, cellular component: actin cytoskeleton; clathrin-coated vesicle; sarcoplasmic reticulum. The record is from RefSeq and is a predicted model, not a curated record. The transcript is spliced from 8 exons. Lineage: Eukaryota; Metazoa; Chordata; Aves; Accipitriformes; Accipitridae.